Pistacia vera is the source of this 782-nucleotide messenger RNA. RefSeq names its product zinc finger A20 and AN1 domain-containing stress-associated protein 8-like. Bases 213 to 749 code for a protein of 178 amino acids. The transcript is spliced from 3 exons. The record is from RefSeq and is a predicted model, not a curated record. Gene Ontology annotation, molecular function: DNA binding; zinc ion binding. NCBI's taxonomy places the organism in Eukaryota, Viridiplantae, Streptophyta, Magnoliopsida, Sapindales, Anacardiaceae.
AUCAGGGAGAGACCAGAAGGGGAAAAAUAAAAAAAUAAAAAAAAAUUCGGAACGUCUCUCUCUGGUUUGUCUCUUCGGCUUCCGUUAUCUCAAUCUCUCUCUCGGAUCUGGUCCAAAACGUUUUGGGGGCUCAUCGGAGCCGUUUUGAGCUUGUUUGAUCGGCUUUAGGGAUUCAUUUAUAGACUUCUCUGGCUAAAAGGAGAGGUGAAAAAAUGGAAAAUGAUGAGACUGGAUGCCAAGCUCCUCCUGAACGCCCUAUUUUGUGCAUCAACAACUGUGGCUUCUUUGGAAGUGUGGCAACGAUGAAUAUGUGUUCCAAAUGCUACAAGGAUACGAUGAUGAAACAAGAACAAGCUAAGCUCGCUGCAUCAUCUAUUGGAAGCCUUGUGAAUGAAUCAUCAAGCAGCAAUGCAAGUGAACCUGUUGCUGUUGCUGUUGCUGCUGCUGCCACUGUGGAUGUGCAAGUUAGUUCAGUGGAGUCAAAAGUCAUCUCUGUGCAGCAGCCCUCAUGUGGUUCAAGCUCAGGGGAGAGUGUUGAGGCAAAGCCGAAGGAGGGUCCUAACCGGUGCAACAGUUGCAAGAAGCGGGUUGGCCUGACAGGAUUCAAAUGUCGCUGUGGUAACAUGUUCUGUGCAUCACAUCGCUACUCAGACAAACACAACUGCCCCUUCGAUUACCGCACUGCAGCACGGGAUGCAAUAGCGAAAGCAAACCCUGUUAUCAAGGCAGAGAAGCUUGAUAAAAUCUAAAUCGAACGAACGUUUCAAUUUUACCAAAAAAAA